AUGUGCGUGGAUCUGGGUCACUGGGAGACCGCUGAGCAGGUGCUGGUCAGCGUGGGCCCCAUAGACCUGCUGGUGAACAGUGGUGCUGUGGCCCUGCUGCAGCCCUUCCUGGAGAUCAUAGUCUGGGGCCUUACGGACCACGGAGUGCCCAGCUCCAUGGUCAAAAUCUCCAUCGUGGCCCAUGUUGCCUUCCCAACCCCAUCACCUACAUGCCCGGGGAUAGAGCCCGUGUGCGUGGACCUGGGUGACUGGGAGGCCACCGAGCGGGCGCUGGACAGCGUGGGCCCCGUGGACCUGCUGGUGAACAACGCCGCUGUCGCCCUGCUGCAGCCCUUCCUGGAGGUCACCAAGGAUGCCUUUGACAGAUCCUUUGAAGUGAACCUGCGUGCGGUCAUCCAGGUGUCACAGAUCGUGGCCAGGGGCUUAAUAGCCCGGGGAGCCCCGGGGGCCAUCGUGAAUAUCUCCAGCCAGUGCUCCCAGCGGGCAGUAACUAACCAUAGCGUCUACUGCUCCACCAAGGGUGCCCUGGACAUGCUGACCAAGGUGAUGGCCCUAGAGCUCGGGCCCCACAAGAUCCGAGUGAAUGCAGUAAACCCCACAGUGGUGAUGACGCCCAUGGGCCAGGCCGCCUGGAGUGACCCCUGCAAGGCCAAGACUAUGCUGGACCGAAUCCCACUUGGCAAGUUUGCUGAGGUAGAGCAUGUGGUGGAUGCCAUCCUCUUUCUGCUGAGUGACCGAAGCGGCAUGACCACGGGCUCCACUCUGCCGGUGGAAGGGGGCUUCUGGGCCAACUGAGCUCCCUCCACACACCUCAAACCCCAUGCCGUGCCCAUCCUACCCCCAAUCCCUCCAAUAAACCUGAUUCUGCUGCCCAG
Messenger RNA from Mandrillus leucophaeus (drill), 875 nucleotides. It is a transcript of the gene DCXR, whose product is annotated as dicarbonyl/L-xylulose reductase. Gene Ontology annotation, molecular function: carbonyl reductase (NADPH) activity; L-xylulose reductase (NADPH) activity. The coding region runs from base 1 to 795 and encodes 264 amino acids. The transcript is spliced from 8 exons. NCBI's taxonomy places the organism in Eukaryota, Metazoa, Chordata, Mammalia, Primates, Cercopithecidae. The record is from RefSeq and is a predicted model, not a curated record. Gene Ontology annotation, biological process: xylulose metabolic process; glucose metabolic process.